CGGGAGGGGGCGCUGGGAGGGGGCGCUGGGAGCGGGCCCGGGAACAGCCCGCGGGUCUUGCGCAGAGCCAGCCCUCUGGACAGACAGGCGAGGGUAGCGACGGACUCGUCCGCCCUGGGGACCGGAACCCGACAGAGCGUACCGGGCGUCCACAGACACCCUCCGCCCCGCGCGCAGCUGGGCCCCUGCGGUGGCGCGGAGCCUCUCCGUUCGCCACCUGGCGUGGUUGACGCCGCUUCGGGCACGGUCCCCGCGGAUUGUCCGAGGAGAGGCGGAGCCGAGCGUUGUCCUACGGUGGGCUGGGACGGUCCCUGGUCGCCGCCCCCGACACCUGCUUUCCACCGACAGGAGCCGUUCUCCGGCAGUUCCCGCUGCAGCAGCCGCGGGAGGCCACCUGGCGAGGGAAAAGCUGCGCUGCUGGCGAGGCGCGGGCGGGGUGGGGACGGGGAACUAACUGCACGACCGGCGGUACACUCAACCUGGUUCACAAGUCCUGGGAAGCCCCCUGGGCCAGAGAUGUCAGUGGGGUGAGGAGCGAGGCUGACGUGCCCUGGCUGACCCCUGGGAGAAGAACUGUUCCUGGCAGGGCGAGUCACUGAGCCGGCGGCCGCCUUCGAAGGGUCUGGUGACGAUGCUGAGGUGCCUGCGCCGCUGGUGGCCGAUCAGUGCCAGUACUGGACUGCGCCUGCCGGAGCGACGAUACCUGUUCACCAUGAAGCUGCAGUCCCUGGAGUUCCAGUCCCUGUUCACGGAAGGGCUGAAGGCCCUCACCGAAUUAUUUGCCAAGGAAAACCACGAGUUGCGGAUAGCAGGCGGCGCCGUGCGGGACCUGCUGAGUGGGGUGAAGCCGCAGGACAUCGACUUCGCCACCACCGCCACGCCCGAGCAGAUGAAGGGGCUGUUCCAGGCGGCCGGUGUCCGCAUGGUCAACAACAAGGGGGAGAAGCACGGGACCAUCACGGCCAGGCUUCACAGUGAGAAUUUUGAGAUCACCACCCUGCGGAUCGACGUCGUCACGGAUGGAAGACACGCUGAGGUGGAGUUCACAACCGACUGGCAGAAGGACGCCGAGCGCAGGGACCUCACCGUCAACUCCAUGUUUCUGGGCUUUGACGGCACGUUGUAUGACUACUUUAAUGGUUAUGAAGAUUUAAAAAACAAGAAAGUGAGAUUUGUGGGACAUGCUAAGAAGAGGAUACAAGAAGAUUACCUUAGAAUUUUAAGAUAUUUUCGGUUUUACGGGAGAAUUGUGGACACGCCCGAUGCCCACGACCCCGAGACUCUGGAAGCAAUUGCAGAAAACGCCAAAGGCCUGGCCGGGGUGUCGGGGGAGAGGAUCUGGGUGGAGCUGAAGAAGAUUCUCGUCGGGAGCCACGUGAACCACCUGAUCCACCUCAUCUACGACCUGGACGUGGCUCCCCACAUCGGCUUACCUGCCAAUACAAGUUUAGAAGAAUUUGACAAAGUCAGUAAAAAUGUGGAAGGUUUUUCACCCAAGCCAAUGACACUCUUGGCCUCGUUAUUCAAAGCACAGGAUGAUGUUACAAAGUUGGAUUUGAGGUUAAAGAUUUCGAAAGAAGAGAAAAACCUUGGCUUGUUUAUCGUCAAGUAUAGGACAGAUUUAGUUAAAGCGACAGACAGCUCAGAGCCCCUGAAGCCCUACCAAGACUUCCUCAUAGACUGCAGGGAGCCCGACGCCGCCACCCGCGUGUCCGAGCUGCUGAAGUACCAGGGCCAGCACGCCCUCCUGCGGGAGCUGCAGCGCUGGUCCGUGCCCCCGUUCCCCGUGAGCGGCCAUGACCUCCGGCGGGCGGGCGUCUCCUCCGGAAAGGAGAUCGGGGCGCUGCUGCAGCAGCUGCGAGACCAGUGGAAGAAGAGUGGCUACCGGAUGGAGAAGGAGGAGCUGCUGAGCUUCGUAAAGAGGCCCUGAGCCCGCGGGCCGCCGGGCGACUGGGUGAGGCCCUUCCCUCUGCUCCCCUCGGUGAGGUCUGAGAGACACGCGCAUAGGAGGGAAGAUGGCCAAGGGCUCCUCGGGAGAAGGCAGAAUUGCACGCUCGUGAGCGCGCCCCACCCCGGGCCUGCACCGGGCCGGCUGCCUCCAGCCCCGACUCUGCACUGAGCCCUCUUGGUCCGUGGACGGUUCUCACCCAGAGGUGUGGCCGGUCCGGCCUGGCUCAGCCUGUCUUGGCUUCAGGUUCUCUCGCACAGGGCUCUGCUGAGAUCGGCGCGUUGAGGAAGUUUCCCGGUUGUUGGGAUUGAAAUAACCAGGUUAUUUUACGACUGUCUACGAUAAGUGUCGGUUCUUAUCUGAAUUGCAGAAUAAACUUGAACGUAGCUCCCGGA
Molecule: messenger RNA, 2343 nt
Organism: Artibeus jamaicensis (Jamaican fruit-eating bat)
Lineage: Eukaryota; Metazoa; Chordata; Mammalia; Chiroptera; Phyllostomidae
Gene: TRNT1
Product: tRNA nucleotidyl transferase 1
Exons: 8
Coding region: 632-1930 (432 amino acids)
Biological process (GO): RNA processing
Molecular function (GO): nucleotidyltransferase activity; RNA binding
Source: RefSeq, a predicted model, not a curated record